CUUUCCUUCACACCCUUUUCUUCUUCACUUAAGAAGCCUCGAAACCCUUUGCCACCUACCAAAACCAGCGACAAUUUCAAGCUCUCUACUCUCUCUCUCUCUCUCUCUCUCUCUCUCUCUACUUCUCUCUACUGUUACCUCUGCAGCUAGAAAUGAGCUUACUUAGGUCAAUUAGCUCGAAUGGUCGACGGACAUUUCGAUGGAUACUUCCCUACAAGUAUUCCUCCUACUCCACAUCCCCUUCCGCUGCCGCUAUUCAUGCAGACCGAACUGUCCGACAAGGACAAAGGAACGACUGGACCAAAGAUGAGGUCAAAUCCAUAUACGAUUCUCCCGUUCUAGAUCUUCUCUUCCAUGGGGCUCAGGUUCAUCGAAGUGCUCACAAUUUUAGGGAAGUACAGCAGUGUACUCUAUUGUCUAUUAAGACUGGAGGUUGUAGUGAAGAUUGCUCUUAUUGCCCUCAGUCUUCUAGAUAUGAUACAGGGGUUAAAGCCCAAAAGCUUAUGAACAAGGAUACUGUUCUUGAAGCAGCAAGUAAGGCAAAGGAAGCUGGCAGCACUCGAUUCUGCAUGGGCGCUGCAUGGAGAGACACAGUGGGAAGAAAGACUAAUUUCAACCAGAUCUUGGAAUAUGUAAAACAAAUAAGGGGCAUGGGUAUGGAGGUCUGCUGCACCUUGGGUAUGUUAGAACAACAGCAAGCUUUGGAACUGAAGAAUGCAGGUCUUACAGCUUACAAUCACAAUCUUGAUACUUCAAGAGAGUACUACCCAAAUAUAAUAACAACAAGAAGUUACGAUGAACGCCUGGAGACACUUAAACAUGUCCGUGAAGCUGGGAUAAAUGUCUGUUCAGGUGGAAUAAUUGGGCUUGGAGAAGCAGAAGAUGAUCGUGUGGGUUUACUACAUACAUUGGCAACACUCCCUACACACCCAGAGAGUGUUCCUAUCAAUGCUCUUCUUGCGGUCAAAGGCACUCCCCUUGAAGAUCAAAAGCCGGUUGAAAUAUGGGAGAUGAUCAGGAUGAUUGGUACAGCUCGAAUAGUUAUGCCAAACGCAAUGGUCAGGCUGUCAGCUGGGAGAGUUAAGUUUUCCAUGGCUGAACAGGCAUUAUGCUUUCUAGCUGGAGCUAAUUCCAUCUUCACAGGUGAGAAACUGUUGACAACUCCUAAUAACGACUUUGAUUCGGAUCAGCUCAUGUUUAAGGUGCUUGGAUUGGUACCAAAACCACCCAGCUUUCCUGACCACGCUGAGAAUUGCGCAGAAGAAGCUAUUUCUAAUGCAGCUUGAAUUCUUCUCUUUAAUCAGUUAUGUUAUUACAUUAGAAAGACAUAAUAACUUCAAUAAAUGAGACACCAUUGUUUAUCCUAUGUUGUUAUUUCUAUCUGAGAUUCUUUAAUAUA
Impatiens glandulifera is the source of this 1399-nucleotide messenger RNA. Its product is annotated as biotin synthase, mitochondrial-like. Gene Ontology annotation, cellular component: mitochondrion. The record is from RefSeq and is a predicted model, not a curated record. Bases 153 to 1286 code for a protein of 377 amino acids. Gene Ontology annotation, molecular function: 2 iron, 2 sulfur cluster binding; biotin synthase activity. Lineage: Eukaryota; Viridiplantae; Streptophyta; Magnoliopsida; Ericales; Balsaminaceae. Gene Ontology annotation, biological process: biotin biosynthetic process. The transcript has 6 exons.